GCUCGACCACACGCUCCGUUGCUUGAACGAGGUUCCCAGCCUCACCUCCGCCCCCACUUCCCCAUCUCCUUCAACGCCGUCCUUUCUGACUGCAUUCGUGCCAAGAAGCCUGAUCGGAUCGCGUGCCGGACCUAUUCGCUGAGCUCUCUGACAAGCAUGGCAUCACGCCCGAUGCAUCUCCUACAGCAUUCUGCUUAAGUCUCUCUGCUUAACCGGCAAGACCGAUAAGGCCUUGGUGACCUUGAAAGAGAUGGUGGAUGUGAAGCAUAUUGAGCCUAACGCUGUGAUCCACACCACGCUCCUUGAUUCCCUCUACAAGGAAGGGAAGCCAGACGAGGCUGAUUAGCUGUGGAAGGAGAUGGUUGACAAGGGGUGUGCCCGCAAUGUGGCUGCUUACAACGUGAGGGUUAUGCAUCGGGCACUACAUGGGAAGCUGGAGGACGUUCUUGAGCUUAUCGGGGAGAUGGAAGCUGCAGGAAUUAAGCCUGAUACCAUCACAUACCCUUGCCUCAUCACCUGCCAUUGUCAUGCUGGUCAGGUUGAGGAUGCCAAGGCAGUAUACAAGGGACUCAGGAAGAAGGGUUUCAGUCCAAAGGCCUCACCAGAUAGGAUUUUUCUGGCCAAUUUGUGUGAGAAUGGGGAUGUCGACAUGGGAUCGGAGGUGUUUAGGGAUAUCUUGAAGCUGAAUAAGGUUCCAGAUUUUGGUACAAUGAAGCUUUUAGUGGAGGGUAUGGCGAAGAAAUUGCAGAUGCAGGAGGCCAAGGCAGUAGUUGAUCAGGUAAAGAAGCGGUUCCCAGAAAAUUUAGUUGGUGGACGGAAGGAGGUUGGAGAGGAGCUUCGUUUGAUUGCGGAUGUGGAAGUAUCUGACAAUCUAGAGGUUGCUUAAAGCUUCAAAUUCUUGCUUUGAUGUUGGCACCAAAUAGAUCGGUUCGGUGGCUCUUUAGAUGGAAUUGGCUGUUUAAGUGUGGACUGCUAGGAUAAAUAAGGAACUGAGGUACCAACAUUGAAGAGGGACAGGCUUUUGUUAAUGAACUACCAAACACUGCAAAGGCCUCAAGUCUGCCAUGAUGAUUGUAUGGUAUCUGACAAGGCCUGAAUUGUUCUAAAGGAAUGCUUUUGUAGCUUGAUAUGAGUCAGUUGGUUCACUUGAAUCAUAUUUACUUAUAUACCACUAUGUUGCCACAAUCUCAUAUACUUUGGAAUAAUGUUGAAUCCAUAGUUGUUUCAUGUUGAGCAUCGUUUUUAUCGUUGGUCUUAUUGUUACCAUUUGUUAUAAAUGUGAUUGCCAAGUAAUUUGAGGUAGUUGUAUGUUGUUACAAUUUCAUCUAAUAUAUCUGAUUAGUUGUUCAUGCGUUCAUGGAUUGCUUCUAUGUUUGCUAAUGGUAAUGACACAUAUCUGAUGCUUUAGUUGAAGGCCAUGUAAUUGUCAAUAUUGAUUUGGAUUAACUGGGCACAUUAAGGAACAAAACUCGAAAAGGAAGUUUACACUGUUUAUGCUGUCAUUGAUAUAUAGGCAUAAUAAAAUAUGGAUGUUUAUGUGUUUAUAAGCAAAAUACGAAAUGAUUUUGAAGAACGACACACAAACAUAAUAUUUACCCUAUUCAUAGGUUAAGGAGCAUAAAAUGACUUUCACGACGAGGCCUGUAUAUUGUCAACCUAUUUCUUUUGUUUCUUAAAUUAGCAAAUGCUGUUUGAAACCUUGGACAUUUUUGUCAAUAAAAAAAUAUCCAUAUGAACUGUUCCCUCAAAGAAUCAAAUGAAACACACAUUGGAUCUUGUACUAGUGGGAAGAAGUCCUGAAAAUGGGGAUCAAAUUGUCUCCUAAACUCUGGUUAUACUAGUCAUAUUCUUCAGCUAACCUUGUUUGUGGUUUCCUUAUGAUAGAAAAGCCUGAGGCUAAUGGUUAGGUUUUAUUUCUGCAAUGCCUGUAGAGCAGUUAAGGCUAGUAUGGAUUGCAGGGAUAGCAGGGUUGACUACAUUACAAGGGAAGGAUGAGGUGGACUCUUUGAGCUUAUAGUUUGUGUCCUUCUGGAUGUCGAAGUUGUUACAUUGAAGAAGAAAAAAAUUAAUCUCUAUGCACUUUGUUGUAUUUAGAAGUGUAAUUAACUUGCUAAAACAUGAUGCACUCCAUUGUUGUCCAUCCAAAUAACCAAUCUGGAUUUUCAUAUAUGAUUGCAGUGCUCAAACCAUUCAAGUCAUUUGACUUUGUGGUCAUUCUUUCUUUUUACUCUUUUUCUUAUCCUUGACCCUGUGAUUAGACUAUAUGUCUCGUAAAAAGUAAUAAAUUUAGGAAUUUAAUAUUUUUAUUUGGUUAACUGAUUAUGUUAUGGAUGCAUAGUUCUGUAUUUCUAUCUCCACUGUGGCAGCAUAAUUUAGGUGCAUAAUCUAGUUUUGAAUUUCAUAGAUCUGUGGGAGCAAUUUUUAUCUUGCCGAAACCACAAAAAUGGUUCCAUAAAGAGAGAGGAGGUAAAUUAAAUACAAAAGUAUUUUUGAUAUAUUGAUAGGAGCAGCAUUCAUCAUGGCAAUAAUCAGUUGGUUGUUGUUUUUUUUUUCUCGGGUAAAGAGAUAAUAUCAUUUGAUAGCUUAAGGACUAAAUUUGCUUUCCUAUAUGCUUUACCUGGAUUAUGUAAUAAUUUUUGUAGUAAUGCCCCUGCAGAAGCAAUUUUUUAUUUGUCAUUUUAAAAUAUAGAUCAAAAUUAGUUAUUUAAUUUUCAUUAUUCUUUACUCUAGGAAAGAGCUGUAGUUUCUUUAAAUGCAGGUCCAAAAACCUGGAAACACUGAUUGAUGCAUGCCAAUUGGAGACAUAGGUAUGUCUGCAAGCAAUGCUGAUCAACAUAUUUAUGCCAUAUUUCUGGUCUAUAAGUAGCUGUAAGUCAGGUUUUUUGGGCUCCUCAUAGCUAUCUGACCUGUUCAAGCCAGGUUAUGAUAACGUUCUAUUAGGUUUUUAUACAGGUUUCAAUAGAAAUUUAGUUCUUGAGUUUGAUUCAAUAUCUAGUUAAAUUGUGGAAUUCCAGUUUGGAUAGAUAAAAAUUCAUAUGUGCUGCACUUGUCAUUUAGAGAAAUUUAGUUCUUGGGUUAGGGUUCGGGUUUAAGUUCGAGUAAGAUAAUUAAGUUGGACUAACCGGGUGGUGGAUGAGACUAGAAUUUUAUUAGUGCCCUAAUGAUAGAUGCGUAUCCUGUGGUGAUGGCACGGGUUGACAUCACCCGAGCACUGUCAAAGCUUUCACUCAGCCAAGAUGGAGUAGGUGCCUUACUAAUGGCACUAACUAUUUAAUUAGUGCACUGCUGAUACGUUGUUCUUGCUUAAGUUUCUUGAGGGUCCAUGUUUCAACUAAUCUCUCAGGCGUGCAUGUUGAGUGGCAUCCUCUCCCUGAGAGAGAGGACAGAAAAAGGAAGGAAAGCUAAAGGCUCAACGGUUGGUCCAUCGUUGUGAUCAAUCCUUCAGGCUUCGGAUAAGGACGAAGGUGUGCAUGCUUGUUUGGAACAUCUUCUUUUCAGGGCAGGGAAUAUCUAAUUAGCUGAUUCAUUAUUUUGGAUAUUCUGAAUGUGUGUGUGAGGAAUUCCAAUGAACUCUUUUGUUUGACUGGCUUAUAGUUUAUAGGUAGAAGUCCCAAUGCAU
Molecule: messenger RNA, 3619 nt
Organism: Musa acuminata AAA Group (dessert banana)
Lineage: Eukaryota; Viridiplantae; Streptophyta; Magnoliopsida; Zingiberales; Musaceae
Product: small ribosomal subunit protein mL103 (rPPR7)-like
Exons: 2
Coding region: 359-886 (175 amino acids)
Molecular function (GO): protein binding
Source: RefSeq, a predicted model, not a curated record